AUGGGGCCUGCAGAGGUCUCCGCCGAUGGAGGAGACGGAGCAGCCGUCCAGACGGAGGAGGACGCGUUCCUCGGGUUCGUGGAUUAUGCAAUGUCGGAGCUCUCGCCGGAGGAGGAGGAACGGGGUUCAACCCGCGACUCUGGCAGUGGAGGGGAUGGGGGAGGAGGCGGAGAUGAAAGGCGUGGUCCUGCGUGGAGCUGGGUGGUCUCUCGCAUACUUAAGACCUGCCUCGCCUACUCCAGUGGUGUGACGCCUGCCAUCAUCUUGUCCGAACUCUUCCAGGUGUCCGGUGUUUUAACUUUUACGCUACAUCCUCUACUUUCUGAAAACUUUGCACACAGGAGCAUAUCUAAACUCAUUUUUUCUUGAGCGAGUGUAUUCCUUGAAUAUCUAUGGGGAUACUACACCGUAGGGGAAGACGAUUUUCGGCAAGCCGAAUAUAUUGUUCAAAAUUUGAGCUUCUUAAUUGAUUCUUGUAUGCUGCUGCAAUCGUUGAACAGAGCGUCUAUUUACUUACAGUAGUGGUCAUCGUAUUGCAGUCUUGGAGUGAGCACAACAGGUAUCUUACCUCUAAAAGGAGGUUAGAACACAUGAUUCCCAUGGAGAAGCGACGGAGAAGGACGAGACUGUCAAACACUGUUACAAUUGAUUCAAUAUAUGAAAAGAAUUUCCUGUCCACGAGCAGUAUUCUGGAAGCAGUUGUCCUCAAGGCUUAUGUUCUUCCAGGUAUUUCUGCCUUUCCUCCUGGUUCUGCCUAACUAAAAGUAUUGUUUGCCUGUCACUGGGAAAAAUCAGUUUUAGAUUGGGAUAAGAAUGCAAGAUAUGGCUUUGGGCGUUGGAUUUCAACGAAUUUAGCCAUCAUAACGGUUUUGAUCUUUAAUUAUCCUUUACACUGUCGUAUCCCUGGCCUUACUCUGAAAACUAAGUUGAAGAAAGGUUUUAUUUCUCCCCUCUUGUUAAAUGUCUACUUGCUGAAGAGAAUGAAGAUUUUUAUUACCUUACGAUUUGAGAAGUGAGGCUCGGUUAACGUAGGGUGGGCCCCUGCAAGUCGGAGAGGGAAAGAACAUGCUUACGGAGAAUAGAAAGGAAACAGUGUAGAGACCCUUUGGUAACGAAAAUGGCCUCCCUCCAAGUUGUGGGGUAGGAGUAGGGAGAAACUGAAGUCUGCUUGUAUAUAAUCGGUGAUAGUCAUUCUUAACGCCUUGAUCAUUUUUUCUUACAGGGACUGACAUCUAUAUGUUGAAUUUGGGAGACUUUUGGAGUUCUUGUACAAUCGAUUUAUAUCUCCAUCGCAGGUAUAGCAUUGAAAAAUGAAAUAUUUUUAUGCAAAACUCGGGCUGAAGAAUCAUAAAAUGUUCUGUCUUAUCAUCUUAUGUUUUAGAUUCCCAAUUACAUGCAACUCAAACCAUCCUUUUCUUAAAAUAAAGCAACUAAAUUUAGCUGUAAUAUUUGGAAUUUGUUAUGAUAUUUAAUUAGAUCUAAUGUUCCCAGUUCCCUUCAAUUGAUACUCUUCAGUUUUUUCAAACUCAAGUGAUCACAACCUUAAUCAAAUAUUAUUUACAAUACCAGAUACUACAACCUGGUGCAUCCUGAUCAUGGAAUUUUGAGGGAAGGCCGAGAGAUUUUUCUCACUGGAUGUUGCCUCCGGACUGGUAUGACAGGAUCUGGUCAACCACGGCUUCUGCCAACUGAGUAUCUGUUGAUAUUGCUAGAUGAGGUACACAAUGACUUUAAAAGGCAUUAUUUUGAUCGAUUCAUGUAAAAACCAUUCAACAAGAUGGUUAUGCUAAUUGAGCUUCUUUUAUUAUCUCUCAUCAAUCUAUAUUCUGUGCUUAAACAUUAUAUUUAUUGUUUCUUUUGCUUAAUUCGAUAAAAUUAUGAUUCAUCUACUAAUCCUUAAUGGCAGAAAAAUCAUAUGACUGUGAGUAGCGACUUUAGGUUUUACUUUCAGUGUUCAUGCUCUAAUUUUAUUAGUCUAUUAAUUUUCUUAUUCCUUCUAGGACCAAGACGAAGAUGCAAUGCUACUUGGUGCUCAAUUUUGUUCAGAUUCCUUUUCUUCAAUUUCCCUUGACACAUCUAAAGAGGACCCUUCCUACUCAUUCUAUACAAGGCAAGAAAAAACCAAUCUUUUUCAUUUUUUUUUCAAUUUAUUUUGUCUGUGAAACUGCCUAGUUCUUGGCUUCACUUUUAUAUUUACCUUUUCCUCUGUACUAAUAUUUAUUCUUCAUAAGGCAUCUUGGAAGAACGUUGCAAUGAGUGCGUUCCAUUGUGCUAUGACUUAGUGUUUGGAAGACCUACACAUAUAGGAGAAAUUUAGUGUCAUGAGACAUUUAAAUGUAGAUCCUUUUCUAUGAUUCCCAUUUUCCCCUUCGCAUUAAUAUCAUUUAUGUUCAUUAAUUUUUGGUUCGAAGCUUGAUUUUCCAGAUCGUCUCAAAGCCUGAUUUGUGGGAUGAAAAUUGGAACGUUCCUCGUACUCAAUCAUUUAAAAUUUAUUAACCCAUGAUAUCAUUCAGGUCUUGAGAUGAUUUGGAGGGUCUUGAAAUAGAAAACUAAAGGGUGACUCUUCUAUGAGAUAUACUCUAAACAUAAUAUAUUGAAGGUAGCAUUGUGCAUUGUUCUUCCAUCAUAAUUCAAAUACUCCUCCCGAAGUUCUCUUGGAUCAAACUUCAGACAUUUGGUGAAAGUGAAAAAUGGAUUCUUCUAUUUAAAGGACAUCAAUGUUCUGUUCUGGACUACAAGAGGAUGCAAAAUAUCUUUUAUUCACCGGUGAAAUGCAAGGUUACUCCCCAUUACUUCUUCACUGAUGCAUCCGUAGUCCCUGUAGACUGUUUGGUCUCCAGUCAUCCCAGCAUUUCUAAGGUCACACCGAGAGAGGGGUAAAAUCUGUUACCCCCAAAUCGUGAAUGAGGCCAAUAAUCUCUUAACAGGAAGAUCCUAACUCUGUUUUUCAGAUGUGAACAAUAUUCGCACACUCUUCUCAUAUUUCUUGGUUUCAUUUGCUGUUUUAUGAGAUGCCAUAUGCUGGCGUAUACAUGAAUGGAAAAUCUCAAUCUGAUGCGGUUUUGGAUGGUUAGGGAUGGUAAUUCCUACGACAUCUUUCCAAAGUAGAAGGUUCAAUGAUACUUCUGUUGCGGAUGUAUUGUGUUGAAGGAGACAUUCUUGGAAGUUAGAGCUUUCGAAACUGAAAUGAUGUUCAAUCUUUGUCCAGUCAUUGAAUUUAUUUGAGUGUGGCGUACGUGGUAGCUGCAGUUUUUAUCUUGACUUUAUAUACAGGUAAGAAAAAGUGUAACUAUGAAGCUAUACUGCGAGUACCAUAGGGGGAAAUGAAACAUAUAUUUUUUAUGUUAAGGUAGAAGAAUCUUUUUGUUCCCUUCUGUUAAUGUUAUCAUAGUAUUGGAUUUUAACUCAUCUCAGUUUUAUCAGAAUCAUAUAAUGAGUUUUUGUGGUGCUUUUAAAUAAUUUGUAGAGCAAUAUGAUAUAGAGUUGAAUUCAUCUCCUGGAUGGUGUGAUCAGGACACCUUUGAGUUUUUUAGUCCUCGUGUCACAUGGAUAAUAUAUUAGAAAACAUUGGCAUACCUAGCCCGAUCUCUGGACAACCUUGGCCUUCGUAUAUUGAAUGUCUCACUCACGUACUACACACUACACUAUAGUAUAUCUUUGUAUAGUAUAUAAAAUAUAACAUCAAUAAAUUAUGUGAUGGGCUUAAACUCUGACAACUUGAGAGGAAGAUCACUAGACUCUAUGAUACUUUCCAUUGGUCAUGAGGAUGAUUAUGCUCAUAGCCUUUUCCGUAAUAGCUAUGCAUAAAUGAUGCACCAUGUAAUCUCUUUGUAUGCUGAAGUUAUUUGGAGUUUAUACGUAAAGUUUAGUCAUUUAAGUAGAGAGACAUUUAGAGAAAAGGGUUUCAAGCCUGGACCCGCUAUCAAGAGGCCUGUAUUUUGUUUAUAUGAUAUAUGUACAACUCUGUUUAGCUUUCAAAAAUAGGCGAUGCCAGGGGAAGCUUCAAGCACUCAAGUAUGUUUUAGUAACCGUGAUAGCAUAUAUCUAGUAUGUGUUCUUUAAAAGCUCUGCAGAAUUAUUCUGUUCAUCUUUGAAAGCUCUGCAGAGUUUUCGAGAGUUUUCGAGAAGUGUGCUUCUUACCCGAAGUUUCCUUGCAGAAGGCGUUUUUCUUUGUUGGGAAUAUGCUCACAUUCUCUUGAUCUUUUUCUUCAUUAGGGUUAAGUCGAUUGGGCAGUUGGAGGUGCAUGGCAAGUUUGGUUAUGUUCAGAGAAGACAGAUUACGCUUGACUGUGAUGGCAUCAGCUUAAACUUAGUUCUGUGGGGCGAUCAAAUUCUUCUUGGCAAUCUUCUCAGGUCAAUUGCUUUAUUAUUUUGAAAAUCUGAUUGCUGCUGUUUCUGUAGGUUUACUGAUCGUUGUUUUGACCUCAGCGUUGGGAGUAUGCUUGCAUUGGAUAGGCCAUUUAUAGCAAGUACUUCUGACAGCAAGUUAGGAGCAAAUGAAGACAUUUGCCUAGAAUUUGGUAGUGCCACACAGUUAUAUCUGGUACCCUUCAUUCAACCGGAAGAACAGGUAACCUUGUCUGAUCUUUGAGACUAUUAGCAGCCUCCAUCUGAAGAGGCAGCCAAGUGAUUCAAUGCUGAAUAAUUAUAAAUAUUUUAUUUAGUAUGUUCUAUUUUCUGUGUUGCUUUCUGAAAAUGGAUCUUCAUAAUGGAUGUUCUCACUGUGAAUUCUGGAACAUUUGGACCUGGAGCACCAUAUGUAUUGCGCUUAAUCUUUCUUAUCUUAGUUUUAAUGGUCUGUGGCUUUUCGGGCAAAAAAUAAUAGAUUGGACUAUUUCUUUCCUUAUGGCAAUGAAUUUCUAUCCUACUCAGGUUCUUAUAGCCUGCACCCAAACGAGGUCUCAAAGAUCUAGGAUGGCAACUGUUACAGAUCAAAGUCAGGAUUUUAACAAUUCCCAAGUAACUUUGCCACUCGAUUCUCAGGGGUCUGUUGAUUUCAGGAAUUAUCCGUUCCGGGUGAGCAUAUCAUAUCCUGCUUUCUUUGAGCCCUUCACUCUUUAUCAUUCCUCUAUACCACGUUUCCCCACCUCUUCGCUGAUUCUUCUUAUCAUUAAUGACAAAACACUGUUUGCACUACUCUUUGAAGUUGGGCAUGCCUUAGACAACACUGAAAUUUUGAAUGUCAAGGUCUUUCAAUUUUACAUCACUAUGAGUUAUUAAAGUCAUCUACUUCACUCACUUUGCUGGCUAUAAUUUUGCAGUUUAAUAAAUGGCUAGAAGCUGUCAUUUACUUAAUCCAUACUCUUGCAUACACAGUCCUUUCAUGCGCAUUUUUUUGUGACUUCGUUAAUUAUCAUUGAACUUAUAAUAGAAAUUUAAUAACAUGAAUUUGUCGCCAGUUUUCCCCAACAGAGCUAGAUGUGUGAGUACUAUGCUUGUCCAGUACAAAGUAUGCAGACUACUAGCCUAUUUCUCUUUCCGCUAGACAUGCCUUGCCUAUGAAUAAAUUUUUUCCUGCAUUUGAACUCCAGAUUGACCUUGUCUAUUUUCCUGAUUCUUUAUUUGUUGAUUAUUUAUUUUCAUUUUCUUCUCUUUUUUUUUGUUUUGUUGAUUGAAGUGAUUGGCUAACCUUGUAGUUUCUCAUUCCUCUGUUAUCUCUGCAGCUGUUUGUUAUCAACCUUUGUGGCAAGAUGACUGGAAUCAACCUUUAUGGACUUGUGAGAGACAUCCAUCGAGAUGUUGAGAGUGCAGAAGUCAUAUAUUCCAUGACACUUGAGGACGUAACAGGGGCAGUUGUUGUGAAGCUGCACUUAUCUACAUGUUGGUAAUGGAAAAUUGUUAUCUACCAUUAAUUCUUUCUAUUUCUUCUAUCCAAGUUUCUAUUUCAUUGUUUUCAGAUUUUUUCAAAAUUGCAAUUUAUAAUCAAUCGCCAUAAAUUCCAUGUUUCUGAUCUACCUCCUCUCAGCCUUUAUUUUCAUCUAUUUUCAUGUUUACUUUUGUAUCCUACGCACGGUUUUUCUUAUCCUUUCCGGUGUCGUGUUUCUCCCUUGAUUUUCUUACGCCUUGCGAAUUCUAUCCAGUGGUUUGGCUGCUUAUUCAUUUUUACAUCUAUUAAUUGAUAAAUUUUCCUUUUUCAUCAGGUCACUAGGGAGAUUGAAUGUGGGUCAUACUAUUUAUAUUACUGGCUUGACAUGCUGUAUGACUUCAGGAAAUCUGUAAGCAGCUUGUAUGUCCUUACCGGAUUUCAUUAUCCCCCAAGUUGCUGAUAGUUGUUCAUUCUGAAUAUCUUCCUCAAUCUCCUGGCUACCUGGCUAAGUCGCAGUGCUUUGCAGGCCUAAAGUUUCAUGGCAUGAAAAAGAUUUGGGGGCAUCUUUGAUUGAUUUGAGUGGCUUACCAGCACUACUGAAUUCAUCGUGUCUCCACAAGCUAUCUCUUCUUUCCAGCCUCUCCAACAGGAUGAAUGCCACGCACGUAUGGAUUUGAUAAAAUAUCUGUAACAGUUUCUUCUCAACAUAACACCAAAAAGAUAUCUCGAAUGCAUGUUUUAGAAUCCUGUGUUCACUGACGAUCAGAUUGUGAUGUUCUCGUAUUUUUAUCUUGUGUUUAUGUUUUUCAACCAGAUAUGCAAUAUUCACCUGGUCGAAGUUGAUCAUCGUCGGUUGUAUUCAAGAAAUCUUCAUGCUGUUUGCGGCCAUUUUGUGAAUGAGAGGCCUGAUGGAUCACUUGAAUGCAGCCUUUGUCGCUGUAGCUGUGAUGAUGAGCUUGUUCGUGGCUUUCAUCUGCGAGUUCAUCUUCAAGAUGAAAGUGCAACUGUUUCUGCAUGGUGCGCUGGGCAGACUGCCACAGAAUUACUGCAGAUAUCUCCUGAUGAUUUUUUUGAACUGCCUGAGGUAACCCAUGCUAAACUAAUAGAAUUCAUUUUACCAUUUUUGAAAAUUAAAAACGUUGUCACCUUUAUACUGUUGCGAUCUACAUUGAUGACUAAAUGAGCUGGGGUCCCUAGUAUUUAUCAUUGUAUUUAUUCCUUAUAUCUUUCUUCACAUUACUUUCAUUAUGUAUUCAUGUCUGGGCAAGAUUUUCAAAUGUUUCUAUGCAGUAUUUCUAAAUGCCUUUCUUAUUUGAAACGGUAAUUUUUUACAAAAGGAAAUUUUAACAGAGCUUAGUUCGACAUCUGUGGAAGGAAUAUUGAAGGAACCUAACUUAAAUGAAAUAUAAAUCAUUUUCGUAUUUUCUAAUUAAUUGCCUGAACAUUCCUUAUGGGCCCUUCGCUUUGUUGCGCCUACUCUGCUUGGUUUUUUUUCUUCCCUAAACGUUUUUGUCUCGCAAGCAAAGUUCAUGCCUGUAGUUCUCCUUUGUAUCAUCUUAUUUUCUCCUUUGUCAGAAUUAAUUAGUUACUCAUUUACAUUUUCCUGAAAAUAAGACCUUGUCCUUAUUAAUCAUAUGUGUUUUUAAUGCAACUUAUUUAUAUGAAGAAUGUUGAAUAAUUCCUGUGCAACCUAUGCUUAAGGCCACCGAUUUCUAUUUUUCACCUUCCUCAAAUAUGAUUUAUGUCUUAUGAUGUUUGGAAUGUCAAAAUAAUUUUCAGGUUGAACAAGCCAUGUAUCUCUAUACCCUUGAGAAUGAGGGGUUCCUAGUUGCUCUUGCAAAUACCAAGGUCUGUUGCGAGGGAUCAUCUAUGACAGUAGAUGAUGAAUCUGAAACAAUUUGGGAGAUUGUACGUGCCCAGAAAUGUGACUGA
Molecule: messenger RNA, 7738 nt
Organism: Spirodela intermedia
Lineage: Eukaryota; Viridiplantae; Streptophyta; Magnoliopsida; Alismatales; Araceae
Source: the annotation of a GenBank genome assembly